AUGCCACAACAACCCCCACCCCAAGAGUUCGCCCGCGUCAUCCUAAUCAUCGUCCUUCUCUUCUUCCUCUACACCUCGGACGAUCAAUCCGCGCGCGGCCCGGGCUUCCCUACCGCGCGCGACUACGCUGCAGAGCGGAUAACGCGCUCGCGGACGUCCCUCGAUGUGCUUAAUUCUACGCAGUGGGGGACUUUCACUCCUAAAGUAGAGGAGGGGAGUUACUUGAACUUGACGGGCUUCAGGCAGGAGGAUGGAUAUGCGUGGGAGAGGCUGAACGCGUGGAGGAAGAGGAGCGAGAGUUUUACUCAAGAGGCGAGAGGACGCUGGAGGGCGGGCAAGGAGGGCGGGUUGGAGGGGGAGGUGUUUGAGAAUGUUACGGGUAUUGUGACGGGGAGGUGGGUGCGGUAUAAGGGGGAUUUGGAAGGAGAGGGAAAGGAACAGGAAAAGCACAGGUCUUUGAACCUUACGGAAAUAACACCGAUUGUUGAUUGGGCGUAUAGGGAUCAGGAGGCGUGGACGAGGAAUAUUACUGGGGAGGAGGGCAAGUUGAUGUUGAGGGUUGAUGAGAAGAAUGUGUUGGAGGUUGAUAUGGGGAAGGAGAAGGCGAAAGAGGAUCAGAAGCCUCUAGAUUUAGUAAGGGAGGUUGCGGCUACGAUCACGAUUCAGGAUGAGAGUAGUAGUGGUGAUGGGUGGGAUAUGAGGGUUCAUGGUGUUCAUUGGCCUAGACAGGGUAUCAUGCUCAUGACGACGACGAGCGAGAAGUUUGCUGGUAUCUUUGGGCUGCCACACCUGACUCCGAAUAUCGACUACUAUGCUUCGAGCCAGAAAUUGCUUAAUACCAGCCUGGAGGGGACGAUUGAAAGGUUGGAGAAUGCUGUUUGGAUAGAUCCAAGUAACCCCUGGACUUCGAGUCCCGAUAGUCAGGGCGAUGCUACAAUGCCAGUUCCGCACUGCGAAUUCUUGGUCUAUGUUCAAGUGCAUCCUCUGAAGGUUGACUUGGCUGCUAGUCACGGGUACCUGAAGCAAGAUCACAUUGUUCAGGAGAUUGAGAAGGAGCUCCGAUUUCCUAAUGGAGCUCCAAUACCUCCAGUUCCGAGAAUGCAAAUGUCUACGGUUAUGUUUUCGCCCGAUUGUGGAUUCAUGCUUGAAUCCAAGGGUCCGCCGAAUUUUGCACCGACCGAUGGCGAGCAUCUUGUCGGCGUGAAGCAAGAGCUAUGGCUGAGUAGUAUCCAGAGUUGGCUGGAAAUACUCGCUGUUGUGCUUUUUGCGCAGAUCUUGCUUUUGAAGGCCCAGUCUAAAGAAGCGUCCACACCUUCAACUGUUGGGCGAGUCAGUCAGUACACCAUUGCUAUGAUGCUGAUGGCUGAUGCCCUGCUGUUCGCGAGCUUGUCUCUCCUGAGCUCAACUGCCCCGAAUCUCUUCCCAUCUGCACUACUGGCUUCCUUUGCUUCGUUUGUUUCUGUGGCUUUGGGUGUUCGCUUUUCCGGGGCAAUAUAUAAUACUCAGGAGCCGGAGCGAAGGGAGCGGCUAAGAGUACAGCAAAUUGCUGAAGCUGCAAAUACACCAGCUCGACCAACUCCGACCCCCUUCCGACCAACAAUCAUCACUGCGGCUGGAGCAGAUACAACAGCUCCUGUCACUGCUCCCACGGCUGCUAUUGACGUUCCAGUCAUUGUUCCAUCAGAUCAAGACAUUGAUGCUGAAAUAGCAGAAAAUGCCACUGCUGCGGCAACGACGUUACCUACAACUAAUAGACCUCCCGCCACACAGACUCCACCAACUACCGCCAGUUUCGGUGCGGUGUAUGUGAGGUUUGUUCUACUACUUCUAUUCAUAUUUUUCAUCUCGGUCACUGCCAUGUCCUGGUCAGUUCCCUUCCGAACGGCCUACACGAAUCUCCUCUCCAUCAUCUACCUAUCCUUCUGGGUCCCUCAAAUCCGACGAAACGUCAUCAGAAACUGCCGCAAAGCUCUCCUGUGGAAAUUCAUCAUCGGGCAAUCUGUCUUUCGACUACUACCAUUCGCAUAUUUUUACCUGAAAGAAGACAACAUCCUCUUCGCGGAGACGGACUGGAAAGCAUUUUGUGUGCUCGCUGGCUGGGUCUGGCUUCAGGUCUGGGCCCUUGUUGCACAGGAAGUGCUCGGUCCCAGAUGGGGUCUCCCGAAGGGGUGGACGGAAGAAGGAUGGGAUUACCACCCCAUCCUACGAGAAGAUAAUAUCGAAGCAGGUGGCUUACCCAUUGGACUUGUGCAGAUUCCUGCUUCGCCUACGCUAGAAAGAGCCAGAACGAGCGAAGAUCUCGGUAGCAGGAAGAAGAAAGACGGAACGUUCAGGAGUGUGGAUUGUGCGAUUUGCAUGCAGGUUCUCGAAGUACCUAUUGUUGCAGCUGGUGAAGAUGCCAUUAGUGCUGGCGCUGCGGGAGGCGUGACGGGCAUGUUGGCCAGGAGGCAGUAUAUGGUUACGCCUUGUAGACAUGUGUUUCAUAGCGCUUGUUUGGAGGGCUGGAUGAGGUUUCGGUUGCAGUGCCCGAUAUGUAGGGAGAACCUGCCGCCGUUGUAA
This is a messenger RNA of Lachnellula hyalina, 2559 nucleotides long. RefSeq names its product Transmembrane E3 ubiquitin-protein ligase (gene TUL1). The coding region runs from base 1 to 2559 and encodes 852 amino acids. NCBI's taxonomy places the organism in Eukaryota, Fungi, Ascomycota, Leotiomycetes, Helotiales, Lachnaceae. The record is from RefSeq and is a predicted model, not a curated record. The transcript has a single exon.